This is a messenger RNA of Colletotrichum chrysophilum, 498 nucleotides long. RefSeq lists its product as uncharacterized. The record is from RefSeq and is a predicted model, not a curated record. Bases 1 to 498 code for a protein of 165 amino acids. NCBI's taxonomy places the organism in Eukaryota, Fungi, Ascomycota, Sordariomycetes, Glomerellales, Glomerellaceae. The transcript has 2 exons.
AUGGAGGAUGACGAUGUUGAGAUUGGUCCUGGCCGUGACAUUCCCACGGACGGAAUUCCGGUCAAUUUCGUGCCUGCCAAAGCUGGCGAAACUUUCAAACUAGGACUGAUAACCUGUCGCGUUUUGGAAGACGGGUCGCGAACCAGCCUCAAGGGGCCGCCGCCGCACUGGCAUGAAAUGCACGACGAAACUUUCUUGACGACGAAAGGAACUAUUCGCUACCACAUUCCUAAGCCUGAUGGCACCGAGGAUAUCAUUGACGCUAAGGAAGGUGAUUAUGUGACGGUGCCCGUCCGGGCUCCGCACACGUUCAGCAACCCAACCGACCAAGAGGCCAAGUUUUACAACACCUACACGCCGGCCUACUACAUCAACUACUUCAAGUUGCUAGGAACCUACGUGAAGGAAGGAAAGCCGAUUUCGCCAAAGGAGCAUCUGGACGCAAUGUCAAACUAUGCCACAAUCCCGGUGCCUCGCAAGUACAUGGAAAAGAAAUAG